ACGAUGACGUCUGCCACAACACGGUGACCAUUGUUGUGCAUGAUUGAGUGAAACCAUUAUUAUUAUUACUGCACGUUCGCUGUUUGGACCGUUCAGUCUUUAGUCGCUGUUUCGACUCCAACGCCGCAUUAACUUCGUUAACGUCUCUCAUGCGAAUCAGAAUCAAACGAUAACCUAUAGACACUCCGACGUGUUCUCCGCGAGUCACAGUAUACACCAAUUAGGUACCUACCUAAACCACUGCACUUAUACAUUACGGUUGUCGUUAAAAGUGGAUUUGUCACAAACUUACAAUGGGUCAAUACGACCAACCUCACUCAUACGUUUGGCCUGCAGACUACAACUGGAUGAAACCACAGCAACAUGCUGAAGUUUCAACAGUAAGCCAAGUAAACUUCCCAGUGUCAUCAACAGAAGUACUGGUGCCAUGGCUAUUAUCUAUGUGGAUGAUGGGAAACAAAACUCCUACAGACUACCCUAAACGCAAAAUUGUGAAAAAACCAUACAGAAAAGGCCGAAAUGAAAACACGGGAUUUAAAGAUCGUUUUACGUGGGGACAAAUAGAUUUAGAAUAUCCCGAUCAAGAUACAAGACAGAUGGCUAUUAAUAACGGCGCAUUUAUACCAGUUAACAACCUUUUGUUGGGGCUAGAAGUGUGGAAAAACAAAAUGUUUUUAAGCCUGCCACAAUGGAGACCGGGAAUACCAGUAACGCUAGCGUAUGUGGAUUUGAACAGUCACACCAAGUCUCCAGUGCUGAAACCAUAUCCCUCGUGGAACUGGUACGCUAGUAAUAUGAACCGCUGUCAUGGUUUGGUAUCCGUGUUCCGGAUGGAAGUGGACAAGUGUGAUAGAUUAUGGGUGUUGGACACAGGCGCCAUAAACUUGGCAACUAAGGUCGAUCAAAUUUGUCCGGUCAAGCUAGAUGUAUUCGAUUUGAAAACCGACACGCAUAUUAAGCGUUUUAUUAUCCCAACAAAUCAAACGUUAAAAGAUUCGCUGUUCACAAACAUUGUUGUCGAGAUUCUCAACAAUAAUUGCGAAGACGCGUAUGCUUAUAUGUCUGAUGUAUUUCAAUACGGAUUGGUCGUUUACAGCUAUAAAAAGGACGUCUCUCGACGGAUCAACCAUCCGUAUUUCUAUCCGGAUCCGCUGUAUUGCCAUUACAGCAUGGACGGCAUAAAGUUCAACUGGAUGGACGGCAUUUUCGGCAUGUGUCUGUCGCCGGACGGCGGUGUCGGGCAGCGGGUGCUCUACUUCCAUUCGCUGUCCAGCCACAACGAGUUCUACGUGCCCACCGCGUCGCUGCGCAACGGUACGCUCGGCGAGGGCGACAUCAUCGAGCACUUCUUCGCGCUCAACGAGUCGCGGUGCGCGCGCCACCAGUCGUGCCAGUCGUCCGGCAUGGCGGUGGACGCGAAGGGCGUCAUGUACUACAACCUGGUGACCUCGGGCAAAGUGGGCUGCUGGGAUACCGGACGUCCGUUCGGGUCGGUCACGCAGGGCCUGUUGUCCAGCGGUCCGACGCCGCUCAGCUUCCCCAACGACCUCAAGGUAGACAAGGAGCCCGCGCAAAGGGUGUGGAUGCUCAGCAACGGGCUGCACAAGUAUCUGUACGGCAAACCGGACCCGAAUCAGGUCAACUACCGGAUAAUGGUGGCGCACACGGACGAUGUCGUAAAAGGUACGGUUUGCGAAUCCAACUAACCACUCAAUAUAAUAUAAUAUAAUAUAAGAUUCCUUAAACAAUAUAAGACUUGAAAAAACGGUUAAAACAAAAAUCGGGAUAAAAACGAAUACUAUACGUGAUAUAUAAUUAUAUAUACCUAGCAGGUAUGUAAAACUCGAAAUUUAAAAAGAAAAAAGAAAAAUAAUAAAAAUCGGUAUUCAAAACCAUAACUAAAACGGUGUUAAAAAUUUAAAAAGAAAAAACAUAAAUUUAUUUGGAUAUAUAUUAGUUAUUAUAACAUACUGUUUAGCAAACAUAUAUGACUAUCUAAUUUUAUUCAUAACGAUUAUGAAAUUUUUUUUACAGCAAUAACACUGUUAUAAACCGAAAUAAAAAAAAACCGGUGACUAAAAUUGUUAUAAAAACCGAAAUGCAAUUCAAUUGUUGCCAAAUUUAGGACAAAAGACAUAUCUACCUAUUAUAUUUGCUCAAUAUUAUUAUAUAUUUGAUACGUAAACAUGCAAAUUAUGUAUGUAUAUAUAUAACACACAAGUACGUUUAAACGAUAUUGUAACGUAUCAUCAUUAUCAUUUAUCUUAAUAAUUUACAACUUAAUACGAGUGCCAAAUAGUUUUUCUUCGUGAAAAAUUUAAAUAGUACGGAUUCGCAAUGCAGCAAUCAAAUUUCACCCGGUAAGCGAUCGAAUGGGUUACGCGUAGUAGCCAGUAGGGAGGUACCUAGUCAACAUUAAAACAUGUUAAAUCCUAUAUUCAUGACAACUGUUAGCUAUAAUUUGUCAUUUCGUUAAAAAGAUAGCUUUUUAUGCUAUUUACUAUUUAGUGAUAGAUAUCCAGUAAUCUAACGGUUAAGAAAUAUUGAAACACAAUUUGCACUUUACCUAUGUAAUUUAUAUAUAAAAAAACAGAAAUAAAUAGAAAUCCUAAAUGCUAUUUUCAAACUUCUUGUUUCGUGUAUUUUAUCUUUUUAAACUUGAAGAAAGUUAACUGAAACUUGAAAGUAUCAUUUUUUAAUAAUUCAAUUAAUUAUUUUUCAUAAGAUUUAGUGUGGUAGUAAUAUUAUUUAUUAUUGUAUAUUAUUAUAAAACUAUUUGUCAUAGAAGUUACAAUAAUAUUAGUUAGUACCUAUACCUCAUAUACCUAGUUAAAAAUGUAUUCUUUAGUUACAGUGUUACACUAUAAUACUAUUAAUACUAUAUACCUAUAUAGCAGAAGUCGACAAUUAAAUUUUAUGGUGGUCUAGAUAAUUUGAAAAAUAUUAGAGUAGGGAAAAACAAAAGUGUUAGUUAAUAAUAAUUGUUGUGUUAUCGUGUGUAAUAUUGCAAACGACAAGCGCCAUCGAAAUCUCCAAAUACCUCAUGAAAACAGAUCAAAUAUAUCUAUCAUGUGCGUAAUACCAAUAAUACCAUAAUUAAAAAAAAUAUUUUUGGUUAUCUAGUUAUUUGAGUGUUAUUUCCUCUACAUAGUAUAUACUUACAGUUUUAUACUUUAUACUAUUUCUAGUUUUAUAAGCACAUAUAAUAUAGGUAUACCUAGCCAUAAAUCAUAUGAUUGUAUGUAAUUUUUUUCUGCAAUGCACGGCUUUAGGUUUGUAUAUUGUAUAUACCUAUGUACUAUACUACUAUUGUCUAUUAUUGUAUAUACUUGUAAAAAUAAAUGUUUUCUAUAACCUAAUUUGAUAAAAAUAAGUUAUUGAAGUAUAGAUAAUAUAUUUAUAAAUAAACAAUAAUAAAAAAUUUAAUUUUUUUUAAAAAAUUAAUACUAUAAUAAAGAACCAUAUCAAUUGAAAUGGACAAGAAUGGUGUAAUGAGCUUUUGAGCGCUUUUACACAAAACCAAAUAUUAUGAGUAAAAUUAAUAAUAAACAACUUAAACCACUGAACAGCUCAAUAUUAGUUCUUAUAUUAAUCUCUGCAAUCUAAAAUCGUUCUGGUUCACUCCUUGACGCAAAAGAGUAGGUACAUAAUAUGUACUUAAAUAGUGUAUUCAAUUAUUUUUAAUUUUAAUGUAAGUUUAAUAGUUUAUUAUCUUUAACGCAUUUAAAAAUAUAUAUAUUUUUUGAUUUUUGUGUAAUUAACCUUAUUUUAUUAUAACAUUAUUACAUGUAUUUUAAUCUAA
Molecule: messenger RNA, 3802 nt
Organism: Rhopalosiphum padi (bird cherry-oat aphid)
Lineage: Eukaryota; Metazoa; Arthropoda; Insecta; Hemiptera; Aphididae
Product: protein yellow-like
Exons: 5
Coding region: 294-1706 (470 amino acids)
Cellular component (GO): extracellular region
Source: RefSeq, a predicted model, not a curated record